AUGUGUGUGCAUGCAGGAGCCAGGGUUUUACACCAUUUAUCGUCGGACACAUAUUGGCCCCAAAAGCACAUUAGCAUCGUUUGGGAUAAAAUACUCUACUGGUGGUAUUCACCCAAAGCCCAGACAACAGUGAUCCAGGGACAUUCACCAUUGCAGCAAGGAAACUGCUGGACCUUUUCAGGAGAACAAGGACAUUUAUUCAUCUCCCUUUCCCACCCCGUCUCCAUCACUAAAGUGACACUCGGCCACAAUGCAAAGAGCCAGGCCAUCCACGGACACAUCGGAAGUGCACCGAGGGAGUUUGCAGUCUACGGACUCAGGACAGAAGACGAGGAGGGAACCUUUUUAGGGACGCUAUUUUACGAUCAAGACGGAGCAGCAUUUCAGACUUUCGACCUGCCUAAUCCAGACCAAGAAGUCUUCAGACAUGUGAUUCUACAGAUCGACAACAACUGGGGAAACAUGGACUACACCUGCCUCUACAGCUUCACGGUUCACGGUGAUGUGAUGGGUGGAACAUAUGAAGUUCAACGAACAGAGAAUACAAUUAAUAAUUAA
Messenger RNA from Cottoperca gobio, 558 nucleotides. Its product is annotated as SUN domain-containing protein 1-like. The transcript has 4 exons. The coding region runs from base 1 to 558 and encodes 185 amino acids. The record is from RefSeq and is a predicted model, not a curated record. Gene Ontology annotation, cellular component: meiotic nuclear membrane microtubule tethering complex; nuclear envelope. NCBI's taxonomy places the organism in Eukaryota, Metazoa, Chordata, Actinopteri, Perciformes, Bovichtidae. Gene Ontology annotation, molecular function: protein-membrane adaptor activity.